AUGUUAAGCCACAUUAUACUAUUAAAUAUUCUUAUUUCGAUUUUUGGUAAAACAGAAUCGACGUCUAAUUCGAGCCCAGAACAUAGGAUAAAGGCCAUUGAGGAAGAAAAUGCAUCUUUAAAACGUCGUCUCGAUUCUCUUGAACGAAUGCUUACAGUAAAACAUCGCCGCCAAGUUCCGGAGUCAGUUGCGUUUAGUGCAAAACUGAGUGGGCAACGGUGCCUGGGGUCCCACGAAACCAUUGUAUUUGACCAAGAGGUAACUGAUUUAGGCAACGGCUAUGAUGUCAGGACGGGAAUAUUUGAUGCCCCUGUCGCUGGCAUAUACGUUUUCACAUUCACCGUAGUCAACAACUACCAUGACUGGGUGAUAACCGAACUAAUCGUAGACGGAGCCUCUGUGAUCACGACCAGAAGCGAUUCGGAAGAGGUACAUGACAUCCACCCUGCUACGGCCACCAUUGUACUACAUGUUAAUUCGGGCGCUCACGUCUUUGUUCGACGAUACGCUGAUGGUACAUGCAAUGUCCUCAGCGACCCGGUGCAUGGAAUAACAACCUUUUCUGGCUGGUUGUUACAACUAGACUCAGAAUAG
Mya arenaria is the source of this 594-nucleotide messenger RNA. Its product is annotated as complement C1q-like protein 2. The record is from RefSeq and is a predicted model, not a curated record. Bases 1 to 594 code for a protein of 197 amino acids. Gene Ontology annotation, molecular function: protein binding. NCBI's taxonomy places the organism in Eukaryota, Metazoa, Mollusca, Bivalvia, Myida, Myidae. The transcript has 3 exons.